Erigeron canadensis is the source of this 1168-nucleotide messenger RNA. Its product is annotated as ethylene-responsive transcription factor 2-like. Bases 95 to 760 code for a protein of 221 amino acids. NCBI's taxonomy places the organism in Eukaryota, Viridiplantae, Streptophyta, Magnoliopsida, Asterales, Asteraceae. Gene Ontology annotation, molecular function: DNA binding; DNA-binding transcription factor activity. Gene Ontology annotation, biological process: ethylene-activated signaling pathway; regulation of DNA-templated transcription. The transcript has a single exon. The record is from RefSeq and is a predicted model, not a curated record.
UGUCCCUAUAUAAACACCUUGUUAUCAACUUUCUUCAAGUCUUCAAAGAUAAAAUCCAAAACCCACUUCUUAAAAUUCCAAAAAAACCUCAAAAAUGAUGCAAACAGAAGCUUUUCCAGCGACUGUUCCCGGCGAACUUCCGGUGUUUUGCCGGAGCACAAGCUUUAGCAGUCUCAUGCCAUGCUUAUUUGAAAACUGGGGUGACUUGCCAUUAAAAGUUGAUGACUCAGAAGAUAUGGUAAUUUAUGGCAUUUUACGUGACGCUGUUAGUGCUGGCUGGACGCCAUUUAAUUUCCCGGCCAAAAAUAAUUUAGCCGAGAAAAUAGCAAAAAUGGAGCCAGCUCCACAAGUCGUGGAGCCGCAUAAAACCACUACAAAAAAUGUAGCGGUUUUGUCCCUAGUAAGGGGGAAGCAUUACCGAGGGGUAAGGCAAAGGCCUUGGGGUAAGUUUGCAGCCGAGAUAAGGGACCCAGCUAAAAAUGGAGCCAGAGUAUGGCUUGGGACUUAUGAGACGGCUGAGGAAGCCGCUAUUGCCUAUGACAUAGCCGCGUUCAGAAUGCGCGGCUCUAAGGCUUUAUUAAAUUUCCCACAAAGGAUUGGGUUGAAUGAGCCAGAGCCGAUUAGGGUGACCUCAAAAAAGAGGUCACCGGAGAGUUCCGCUUCUGAUAGUGGCUCGGGAAAGAGGAGAAAUACGAAAGUAUCGACAGCUGAGCCAGUGGAGCCGGAAGUACAAAGCCGAUCACCAAAUGAGCUAGACUAAAUACAUAAAUGCCAAGUGGGUUGCAAGUGUGGUUUGUUAGAUGCCAGUUUGGACCACAUUUGGGGGGGGGGGGUUUCCAUAAGAGGGUCCGACCCGAACUUACAAGAUACCCGGCCCUGAAUUUGCUUUUGCGAAAAUGGUGCAUAAGCCUUGCCAAUGGAAUAUGACAUCAUUCAUCUCAAUGGUUGUGUACAAGGGGUGAUGUCAUAAAUGGAAUUCGAAGGCAUUUUGGAGAUUGGUAUAAGUCUACAACCAGAAACGGCUCUAUCAAGCAAUUGAUUUUGAUCAUAUGUUAAAACAUAAAACGACGUCAUAAAUGUCAAAAGUACAUAAUAUUGUAACUUUGGAUAUAUUUUAAUCUUAUUUUGGUGUGUGUAAAUAAUAGAAGCAACGUGUGCAAUUUUUUCA